Messenger RNA from Naegleria lovaniensis, 735 nucleotides. RefSeq lists its product as uncharacterized. The record is from RefSeq and is a predicted model, not a curated record. Lineage: Eukaryota; Heterolobosea; Eutetramitea; Acrasida; Naegleriidae. Bases 1 to 735 code for a protein of 244 amino acids. The transcript has a single exon.
AUGAAAGAACUCGUAUCAAAGCCUUUUGAAUUCACAUGUCGUCAUAACCGACAUGAAAAGCGAUACAAUCCUUAUGGUUCUUCUUCAACCCAAUGCUUUCAUUCCUUGAAACAUAGGAGAGUAGUCUCGAGAAUGCUUCUUUCCACCUCGCAACGAAGGCUCUUAAUGAUGAGGUCGGAGGAAGAAGAAGAAUUACUCCUCUACAAUUCUAGUGCCACAUCUAGUGGGACCACCCCUCACAACAACCCUCAUUUGACGACAUCUUUGAACAACAACCACUUGUCGUCCCAUGCCACUUCUUCUUCACCACCACCACCACACAUUUCAAAUAUUCCUUCUCCAAAUUAUACAUUGCAUGCGAAACUUAAAGCUCUCGUGGAUCAAUUCUUUGAAACUUUAUUAAAAACCAUGGAAACGAUACAAGGAAGAAAGGCUUUGAUCAUGUCUGCAGAUGACAGACAACGAUUACAACAAGAAUUGAUGUUAUCCACGGAUUUUGUUUCACGAGUUCUCAAUGGAAAUUCCAAUCAUCAUCCCAAUGCUGGGGGGAAUUGGUUAGAUUCUCAUUCGAUACAAGCGAGUGAAUUGGAAUCGUUUGGUUUGCCACAGAAUACAUUAUUUCAAUUCGAGAGAUUUUGGUUGUCCAGCGGGAAGGAGGUGUUUGUGAUGGUAUCCAAUGUCAUUCCAGGACAUCGAUCCAUUUACUUGGCCUCUUUCUCAAUAAUAAAUCGAUAA